ACAAGCUGGUCUAACAGGAGAGAGUCUGAGUCUGCUGGUUAGAGAGUCUCAGCUAUCACCCUGAAGACCCUGUUUAAUGCAGUGUGUAGAACAAAGUCCUAUCUAAACAGACGCUCAAGACCUCCACUGGAGAACCAGGUGCACAAGAGUUUCUACUCUGAGUCCAAACGGCAUUCCAAUGUGGGCGGUAGAGAAGAUCCGAGUGUCCGUCGAGAGGACCAGCCUGCCACUUCCCAUAACGGAAUACAGCUUCAAAAUCGGUGACAUCAUGUUCGGAGACAAGUCAUCCAUUGACAAAGCCAAGAAAGUCUCGCUGUGUCCAAACAUCAUUACCCCGAACACUAUCCCCGAGUUCUGCAUUCCCCCCAAGAUCUCAACCCAAGUGGAGGGCAAGAGUAUGGAGCAGGGGAGGCCGACUCCAUGUAUCCGAGUGUUUCUGUGUGACAAAGGAAGUCCAAAGAAGGAGGUCAUUCCCCGAGAGCUUCCCAAUAACCAUAUAAUCCAGGUGGAGAGUGUUGAUGAUGGGCCAUUUGAAAACGGCUGUAGUGAUGAGGAAACCACCAAUGCUGAUCCUCAAAGCCAGGCUGCACUUUCCCUGCCCCACUUAGCUAAAGCUCAAACCUGCUACGGCUUUUGUACCUUGCUUGAAAGUCCCCACACCAGGAGAAAGGAGUCCCUCUUCCACAACAACCCCAACUCGAGUGGAAUCCCCUUGGUUCUUCCCCGGAGUAGAUCAAGCACUUGCUCCAAAUCAGCUUCCCCCAUCUUGCCAUCUUCAUCCUCCCAUUCUUCCUUCAGCCUGAAUGCUCUUGCUUCUAGACUCUCUCCAAAAGGCUUCACUUUGCACAGACAGGGAACUCUAGAUAGCGAUACCACUUCCUCAGCAGAGUCCUCCCCUUUCAGUUCUCCUCUCCUGAACAGAUGCCCACCAAAACCUUCUCUCCUCAAAGUACUUAACCAUGAGAAACUACUCUACCACAAUCUCCGGAAGGUUGCCAUGUCCAGAAACAAUUCCCUAUCGACGGAUGAGGGUAGCUCCACGGACAACAGCCCCAAUAUUAUGAGAAGAGCAUCCGAAGGCCUUGUUGAACCUCUCCCGUGUGGGUUCAGCUUGGCUCCUCCGGCUAUCUUCCCCAUGGACUUGGUUCUGCACCGGGAGAGGGUGAUGAAGGAGAAUCUGGUGCCUGUAGGAAGGGACGGUACCUUGCGGCUGUCGGCGGAGUACUGCCCUGAAAACCAGAGACUGCGUGUCCGCCUCAUAAGUGCGGAAGGCCUGUACGCUCUGUCAGUGGACCCUAAAAGCAUUAACUGCAGUGUCAGCCUCUCUCUCAUGCCCGGAAAAGUCCAGAAACAGCGCAGCACGGUCAUUAGGAAGAGCCGCAAUCCGAUCUUUAAUGAGGACUUUUUCUUUGACGGUAUAUCGGAGGAUGAUCUCUGCCAGAGGUCGCUCCGAUUCAAAGUCGUUAACAAGAUGUCCAGCAUGAAAAGAGACUAUAUUUUGGGCAACUGUGAUCUUCCUCUCACUAGCAUUGUCACAUUAUAAAUCCAACAAUCGCUUAAUUUAUUUUUUGUGUGAGUGCAUGCGUGCAUGUAUUUGUAUAUAUUAUAUGAAAUGUUAUU
Sinocyclocheilus grahami is the source of this 1620-nucleotide messenger RNA. RefSeq names its product C2 calcium-dependent domain-containing protein 4C-like. The coding region runs from base 179 to 1543 and encodes 454 amino acids. The transcript has 2 exons. The record is from RefSeq and is a predicted model, not a curated record. Lineage: Eukaryota; Metazoa; Chordata; Actinopteri; Cypriniformes; Cyprinidae.